UGUUACUCCUCAUCCCCACUCCUCCCUUUACCAUACCGCCAUUGCUAAUAUUUUAACACGACUAUUUAUACUGAACCUUAUUCUUGAAUGUACGCAUUCAACUGAAUGUAAACACCCAUGUUUGUUGUUUUUUUUAAAUUAGAGUAGUAGGCCUAAGGUAUCGCCAUUAACAACAGACUGCGCAUUUCAAGAUGACGCCGGAUGUCCUAGAACUGAGCUACACAUCGUGUGCCUUAAUCUCCUGUGUACUCGCUGGCGCUAUCGUCUUCAUCAUCAAACUCACCACAUCCUCCACUAAAAACGUCCCACCUGGACCACGUGGUUUGAGCUGCACGUGGCAGUUGCUGAAAGCUUCCUGGCAAGUUGACCUGCCCGAACUAGCGGCCAGAUGGGCUUCAAUCUACGGCCCACUCGUCUACUUCAACUCCGGUGGAAUCAAGUUCUGCCAUGUCAACACGCCGGAACUUGCCAGACUUCUGCUGGCAGGUGACAAGUUCCGAAACUUGACAUCCGAUCGUGUCGGUAACUUUGUGUCCAAGUUUACCUGGUACAACGGGAAGGAUAUGUUUUUCACAAGCUACGAUUCGAUCACACGGAAGAAGAGGCGCCUCUUCCACAAAGCUGUGGCGAUGUACGGAGACGGCGUGGAGAGAUUUGAGAAGGUGGUGGGUGAGGAGCUUGACUUCCUCUGUGUAGAGCUGGAGAAACUCAGUUCUGCUGGAAAAGAUGUACAAAUGGACGCCAUGUUGUCCAAUGCUUUGAAAUAUAUACUCUGUAUUCUGAUCAAUGCCGAAAGACCAGGUUCCCCCGAAGAAGCGGACGCUAUUGUCGAGUACGACCAAGCGGUCAACCAACUGGCCGCUGAGGACAUUCAUCUGGUGCUGAUGGCGGCGCCCUGGAUGCGGUUCAUCCCCAGCAAGUAUAGAACCGCCUGUCAAAAAGUCCUGGAGACCCGAGCAAAGGCCGAGAGUAUCAUGUUCACCAAGAUGAAGGCGACCUAUGACCCAUCCGCAACUCGUGGAAUCGCUGAUGUUUUCCUACAACACCGACACGUACCUGGCUAUGAAUUUCUCAAAGACGAUGAGCACAUCAAAGGUGUUCUCACGUUGUUGUUCUUUGCAGCACAUUUGACGUCGCGUGCUACUCUCUUGAACGCUUUCCUUAUUCUCCUCAACCACCCGGAAGUGAUGAGGAACAUUCAAGCCGAGAUUGAUCGAGUAGUCGGUCACGACAAGCCCCGAGUGGAGAACAGGGCAUCGAUGCCAUACACGGAGUCGGUCACUCUGGAAGUUUUAAGGUACAGUUCCUUCUUCCCUCUCAUUUGUGUCAGACACGCCAAGGAGGAUCUUCACGUGGAGAACUAUGUCAUCCCUCAAGGAACGCUGAUCUUGGUUAAUGUCGGCCAUUUUCACCGCGACCCGAAAUAUUGGGAAGACCCUUGGACAUUUAAACCUGAACGAUUUCUCGACGCCACUGGUCAAAUUCUACCAGCGGAUCACCCAGUCAGGAAAAAUCUUCUGGCGUUCGGGAUCGGAAAUCGCAUGUGUCCCGGUGAGGUAUUUGCUAGGUCACGUGUCUUCCUGUUUCUGACGCGAAUUCUACAAAAGUUUGACCUUCUCCCACCAGAAUCCGAGCCCCUACAAUCGUGUCACCCCCAGCAUAACUUGAAGGUGUUGGUCAGACAAGCCCCGCCCUUCAAGUGUCAGAUACGGAAAAGAAACAUUGAUUAAUUUUUAAAAUUGUUUUUGGGCUGUAUAUUAUACAUGCAUAAUUGAAGGGCGUGUUCUCUUUGUAAAACAUUCCUCAGUACACGAAUUUUCUAUUGUUUAAGUUGUGAUUGUUACACAGAAAUAAAC
Physella acuta is the source of this 1856-nucleotide messenger RNA. RefSeq names its product steroid 17-alpha-hydroxylase/17,20 lyase-like. Gene Ontology annotation, molecular function: oxidoreductase activity, acting on paired donors, with incorporation or reduction of molecular oxygen; monooxygenase activity; iron ion binding. Lineage: Eukaryota; Metazoa; Mollusca; Gastropoda; Physidae. The record is from RefSeq and is a predicted model, not a curated record.